Messenger RNA from Vitrella brassicaformis, 4083 nucleotides. Lineage: Eukaryota; Vitrellaceae. The record is from the annotation of a GenBank genome assembly.
AUGCCAAGGUGGACCGGGCCCGCGCGGUCUGUCCAAAGCGGCGGGCGGGCUGUCUCGAGACUUCAGCUGCUGGGCUUGAAGAGUGCGGCUACCAAGCCAUCCAUUCAGCGGGAAAAGAAGAAGACGGUGAGGUUCAAGGAGGAGGUGCGGAUCAACGACAAUGGGACCGGGCACCCCCUCGGUGAAGAACCUCGGCAGGACAACAUGUGGAGUGGUUCAUGGGUGGCCAUCUCAGGGAGGUCAUAGUCUUCGUGAUGUCCCGAGAGGCAGGGCGGCAGCAGUGGCGCAGAGACCCACGCAGCAACGGAUCAGAAGCAUGUCUUGCGCCAACCGCUGCCUACAUUUUAUAUUUGACGUGUCUCUGGUGAAUCAAGCUGCCCCGUGUGUACACCGUGUGGUGUCGAGCUGGGCCUUAUGGAUGAGCUCAAGCACUAGGACUUCAUGAUUCCACCGCUGGCCGACGGCGGCGACGGCCAUGGUGACCUCGACGCUAAGGUGGUGGUAAUUGGGGCAGGGGCGGGGGCGGUGACCCGCCGCUCAAGAAGCGAGGCUACGACGUUACCAUUCUGGAGGCGUGUGAGAGGUGGGUCAGAAAAAGGGGAGAAAGAAGGCGGGGAUGCAUACACAGACGUGUUUUGUCAAAUGUGUGGUGUGUGAUAUGGAUGGGUCAGGGUCGGCGACAGGAUACACACACAUCGCUUCUCGCGGAAAGGGGGCCUGCCAGAGAACAAAGUGCAGACCUGCACACACCCACCCAUUGAUUGGCACGUCCCUGCACCGCCAUGAUGCGCGUGUGCGUGUGUGUGCUCUCCGUGCAGUACGACCUCGCCGCCAACUGGAUGCAUAUAGCCCCGGGCGAGACGCACUACCCCUGGGAUAUCGCCGCUGAGCUGGCCGUGGAGACAUCCGCUGUGCCAGGUACCCGCCGCACCGCACACACACGCGCCUGAAGAAGAGGCCAUGGAUGGAUGGAUGGAUGGUUGCCGGAGGGAAGUGGGACACAACCCAGUGGACAGUCUUCCACGACGAUCUGACUGGCCAGAAAGAAGGUCGAACAGGUCUUCGUCGUCCGGUGGGCUACCACAGACAGACUACAUCACUCUCACUCAGUUCCAGCUCAUCUCCCGCUGUUUCUUCCUUUUUUACUUUUUUUCCUUCAGAGCGCACCAGCUGUACGAGCGCACCACGGCCCUAAUGCUGGCAAUGAAGAAGAAGAAGGACCAUCCAGCGGCAGCGCCCCCCACGAUCGGUGGCCUGCCGCUCCCCCAGUUCGCGCUCUGAGCCGAGCUCUCGAGAUCGCACUCGGCUCGGGUUUUUCAUUUCCCCGUGUAUGUCAUGUCUUUCCCACUCAGUUCCAGAAGGCCACCAACAUGGGGAUCGCGAUGUGUGAUAUGCCUCAACAACGUAAAUCGGACACUGCUACUUCUGGCGUGAGGAGGCGCAAGAGCUGAAGCGCAAGAGGGACGAUGGCGGAGAGGGGCGGGGAGGGGGAGACGGGGGAGAGGAGGAGGAGGGCGAGGAGGCGUGCAGCAGCCCCAGAGGAAGAAUCGCAAGGAGCGGGCGCCAAAGGGGGCUGCCAGGGGAGCCUACGACCCCUUCAAGCGGGCCAAUAUCGAGCACCUGACCCACAGCCAGCCAGAAUCCCUGACACACUUACGUGCUCGCUCAUUUGUGUGUCUCUCCGUCCGUCUGUUUGUGUUGGGUGUGUUGCAGUUGACAGAGGGCGACAGGCUCUGCACCAAUGGCUACAGCUGGCUGCCCGAGUUCCUCGUCGACAACGCCAUUGUCAAUGAGGUUCCAGUGGUCGACCACGAGGACGGCGUGUCGCUUCAUAUGCUCAUAUUCUUUCAGGCUGCAGGAGCGCCUGGAGAGGGCGGAGGCGAUGACGUUCCAGGUGCAGCUGGAGAAUGUGCGCUACCGGCACCAGGUUGCCUGCUGAGCUGCACGUGUAGAUCAUGAUACAUUGGACAUCUGCGCGCGAGGGCGGAGGAAGCCGACGCGGCCCGCCAAGCGGCCGUGCAGCAGGCAGCAGCGGCGGUGCAGCAGGCAGCAGCGGCCGACGCGGCACCGAUGAGACGAUGGGACAGCAGUGGGGCAAGUGGCUUUCCCAGGGGCAGGGGGGAGACCAGAUAUUGAUCACAUUUGCGUUGCACCCCGGUUCCGACCCGUGUGACCCGCCUCUUUCCCACAUGACACUGGGCCAGCUGCGGCUGGACCCGCGGGUUGCAGAGUACGGCAGGCGGCCCUCCAGCAGGCGGCAGCGGCACGGCAGGAGGGGAGAGAAGAGGCCGAGCGCUGCAUCAUCUGUUACAACAAGGCGAGGGACACCCAGACUCACCCCUGCGUGAGUUGUGCCGCAAACUAAGAAACGUGAACAGACGAACCAACACCGGCUUCGUGAUGUCCUGUGUGUGCAGGGCCACAUGUGUCUCUGCAGCCCCUGCUACCUGCGGCGGCUGGCCUGCGCAACGGAGACCCAGCAGCCGCCUCAAUGCCCCUUCUGCCGCCCCCUCAUUUUGAAACUCACUACCGGGAGGCGGCCCUGACAUGCACGGGUGGCUGGCUGCGAUGGGGCGUCGGAAGGGGAGGGAUGCCGCGUCCCUCCACUGUCAUUUGAAGCUGCCUGCGGGUGGGUGGGUGUGAUUUGUGUGCUGUGUCGUGUUGUCUGUGCUGACUGCACUUGUCGGUGAUUUUGUGUGUGUACUUGCUGGUGUGUUGUGCUGGUGGACUGUGUGUGCCGGUGUACUGUGCGUGCUUGGCUUGGAUGCAUGUGCAUUUGUCGGUGUGACUGCCAUGUGUGUCUGUCUGUCUGUCUGUCUGUAUUUCGUUGAGUCUGCGUUCGAGAGAGGACAGACAGGCCUGCAGGAAGGCACGGCUGAUCGUCGGUGUGUGAUCGCUGCCUACAUGUUGUAUUUGAUGGCAGUGCCUUUAUCCUGUCACGCGCACAUCAAUGGCCACCAUCCGGGGCAAGACGUCAUCGACCGGAUGGAAGGCAAGCACAGACACAGGCAGGGAGUGCAGAGAGAGGGCCAUUGUGUGUGUGUUCAUGUGCAGACGUCGUAUUUGGCGGAUUUGGUGGCGGAUUUGGGCAUGCACUUCGGCCGCGUCAUGUCGAUCGGAGACUCGCUGGAGUGCAGCAGGAGGUGAGCAGACGACCCACAUGAAAUGGUGUCUCACCGGUGCACGUGUGUAUUGUUGCAGUGAGUGCUGAGUAGUCAAAUUUGCUGAGUCCGCGUUGAGUCGGGGAGCGGUAAAGGAUGUGUCUCUGGUUGCGCAGACAGCGCCAUCUUCAUCAUGCGUUGGACUCUGCAUCAAAGGCUGUCAAGACCGACGUAAAGCACGACGCCAAGCCGACCAGUAUGCACAACGCGGAAAACACCAGACACAGACACGCAUUCAUUUGCGUGCCCCCGUGUGUAUUACAGCGUCAACUGUGUUUGAGUUGUCGCCAAAGGCCAACAUGGCCAACUCCAAGUCGAGCGAUGCUUCAGUUGGUCGGUGCCUGGAUGCCAAGGCCGUCCCGACCAUCACAGCAGCCAAGGCGACCAACAGCCAGCUCAAGGCGACCAACAGGCAGCAGGAGACGGGUAAGCUGUUGCCAGGAGAACGACUGAACGACCUAAUCUGGAUGUAUGGCCUUUCCAUCAGUGUGCGAGAGUUCGGGUGUGUCGGGUGUGUAUGAGGCCGUACCCAAGACCAACAAGACAACAGGUACUGUCUGUACGGACACGGCGGCACCCCCACACACGGAGAGAGACAUGGAUGCCAUUUGAUUCAGAGAAGAGCCGGUUGAGCGACGAUGGUGUCAGCAUCAAGGCCACAUCGACACCACACACCGUUAACUACAUACAGAUCACUGGGUGCAUGUUGGUAUUCUUGCGAUCAGUGUUUGCUACCGUGCCUUCAUGAAGUCGUUUGCCAAUCCUGCGCCGUCUGCCAUGGACAACUAGCUCUCGGUGGGUGGCAUUGCCAGGCAGGCACUAGAGGUCAUCCAUGCGUGCAUUCAUUCAUCUGCGUGUCUCGUCUGUAUGCAGUCGUGUGAGGAGGAGUUGUCUUGUUUACUCAGCGCCAUCGCCAUGUCUC